UGAAAUUUGAGCAUCUCUUUUUGACCGACACCGUUGUUUCUUCGAAGAUGCGAAAAACAUAAAGCAUUCCUUUCCUCUUUCCCUUUUCCUCCAAUUUGCAGGUCAAUCGAGUCUUUCUGUUCUUAAAUUCCUCUUCAUCUUAGCUGCCCGAUCAAUGGCUGCUUCUUCUUCUUUUGGCCGUCAAUGGAAACACGAUGUGUUCAUCAAUUUCAGAGGGGAAGACACUCGCAAGGGCUUCGUCAGCCAUCUUUACAGAGCUCUGCGUCAGAAACCAAUCAACACCUUCAUCGAUGCCCAAGAGCUCAGAAAGGGCGACCGCCUUUCCGAGCUCCUGACAGCGAUUCGAGAGUCAAGGCUUUCGAUUGUUGUUUUCUCUCAAAACUAUGCUUCUUCCACUUGGUGCUUGAAAGAACUCGUGGAAAUCUUGGAAUGCAAGGAUACCAAGAACCAGAUUGUACUCCCCAUUUUCUACGAAGUUGAUCCGUCUGAUGUUCGUAAACUCAAGGGAAGAUUCGCGGAAGCUUUUGCUCAGCACGAUCACGAUUCUAACGCUGAAAUGGAAGAGGUUCAGAGCUGGAGAUCCGCUCUUACAAUUGCCACCAGUUUAUCUGGCUGGGAUUCGCGAAACUAUGAGGAGGAUGCAAAGCUUAUUGAGGAAAUUGUGGAAGAUGUUUUGAGAAAAUUGAGGCACAUCUCAUCAACACCAUGCAAAGAUAAUGACUUGGUUGAAAUGGAUUCUCAUAUUCAUGAAAUGCAUUUACGAUUACAUCCUGAUCCUCCUGGGGUGGAGUUGGAUGAUGUUCGCAUUGUAGGAAUAUGGGGUAUGGGUGGUUUAGGCAAAACAACCAUCGCUAGAGCUGUUUACAACAAAACCGCUUGUCAAUUUGAAGCAUGUUGUUUUCUUGAAAAUGUCAAGGAGGGUUUCAUGAAGCAUGGCGAACUACAUAUGCAGACACAACUUCUAUCUAGUAUCUCGGGCAACAAGGUGGGGAGUUCCGACAUAUCGAAAAAUGGUUUCCAGGUGAUGUUAAAAAACCUUGGUCACAAAAAACUUCUUCUUGUUGUUGAUGAUGUUGACAAAUUAGCUCAAAUUGAAGCCUUACUCGGAAAGGAACAUUCUUUUGGUGGGGGAAGUAGAAUCAUUAUAACAACUAGAGAUGUGCAAUUACUAAGCGGAGCUAAUGCAAUAUAUAGCCCCAAGGUUUUCAAUGAUGCUGGAGCUCUAGAACUCUUUAGGCGGUACGCCUUCAGAACAAAGCAAUCCACCAAAGAUUAUGAUAAUCUUUCGAGGCGUGUCAUACAAUAUGCUCAGGGUCUGCCUUUAGCACUCAAAGUUUUGGGAGCUUUUCUUGAUAACAAAACUAUACGCGAGUGGAAAGAUGUGUUAGAAAAAAUAAGGAAAAUCCCACAAAGGGAAAUUCAUGAUGUGCUUAAAACAAGCUACGAUGGACUAGAUGACACAGAGAAGGACAUCUUUCUAGAUAUUGCAUGUUUCUUUAAAGGAAUGCAAAAAAACUAUGCAAUUGAAAUUAUGGAUGGUUGUGGUUUCUAUCCUCAUAGUGGUAUAAGAGUUCUAAUUGAUCGAGCUCUCAUAACUGUCUCAUGGAGGGGGGAACUGGAGAUGCAUGAUUCACUACAGGAAAUGGGUCGGGAAAUAGUUCGCCAAGAAUCUAUCAAAGAGCCAGGGAGACGAAGCAGGUUGUGGAGUUAUGGAGAUGUUCAUCAUGUGCUAACUCAAAAUACGGGUACAGAAGCAGUUGAAAGCAUAAUCCUGGAUUUGUCGAUCUCAGAUGAGGUAUGCCUAAAUGCUGAAGCUUUUGAUAGUAUGAAUCAACUAAGACUUCUCAGGAUAAGUCAUUCUUACGACAAACAACACCUGAUUGGGCGCUUAAAGUUUCUUUCUCGUGAGUUGAGGUGUCUCUACUGGCAUGGAUCCCCCCUUAAAUCUUUGCCAUCCAACUUUCAAUUCAAAAAUCUUGUUGACCUUGACAUGCAAUAUAGUCGCAUUGAACGACUUUGGGAAGGAACGCAGACGCUGGGGAAGUUGAAAUUCAUCAAUUUAAGCUAUUGUGAAUACCUUAAGGAAACCCCUGACUUCACAAAGGUGCCAAAUCUUGAGAGGCUAAUUUUUGUAGGUUGUAUAAGUUUGGUUGAGGUUCACCCAUCUAUUUCGACUCUUACAAACCUUGUUUUAUUGGAUCUGAGGGGCUGCAACGAACUUAUGAUUCUAAGUCUUUCAAGCAGCAUUCGUAUGAAAUCUCUCAAAAUCCUUGAUCUUUCUGGCUGCUCGAGUCUUGAGAUGUUUCCAGAGAUUUUAGAAAUUAUGGAGGAACUACAAACGCUUGAUAUAUCUGGGUCAAAAAUUAAAGAAGUACCCUCGUCAAUUAAUAAUCUCACGGGAUUGAGAUAUUUGAACCUAAAAGAUUGCAAGGAACUCAAGAGUCUUCCAAGCAUCAUUCAUAUGAGAUCUCUCAUAACCCUUGAUCUUUCUGGCUGCUCGAGUCUUGAGAUGUUUCCAGAGAUUUUAGAAGUUAUGGAGGAACUACAAACGCUUGAUAUAUCUGGGUCAAAAAUUAAAGAACUACCCUCGUCAAUUAAUAAUCUCACAGGAUUGAGAUAUUUGAACCUAAAAGAUUGCAAGGAACUCAAGAGUCUUCCAAGCAUCAUUCAUAUGAGAUCUCUCAUAACCCUUGAUCUUUCUGGCUGCUCGAGUCUUGAGAUGUUUCCAGAGAUUUUAGAAGUUAUGGAGGAACUACCAGAGCUUAAUUUAUCCGAGUCAAAAAUUAAAGAAUUGCCCUCAUCAAUUAAUAAUCUCACGGGGUUGAGAUAUUUGAAACUAACAAAUUGCAAGGAACUCAAGAACCUUCCAAGCAUUCGUAUGAAAUCUCUCAAAAUCCUUGAUCUUUCUGGUUGCUCGAGUCUUGAGAUGUUUCCAGAGAUUUUAGAAGUUAUGGAAGAACUACCAGAGCUUAAUUUAUCCGGGUUAAAAAUUGAAGAAUUGCCCUCAUCUAUUAAUAAUCUCACGGGGUUGAGAUAUUUGAAACUAACAAAUUGCAAGGAACUCAAGAGCCUUCCAAGCAUUCGUAUGAAAUCUCUCGUAACCCUUGAUCUUUCUGGCUGCUCGAGUCUUGAAAUGUUUCCUGAGAUUUUAGAAGUUAUGGAGGAACUACAAAAGCUUAAUUUAUUCGGGUCAAAAAUUAAAGAAUUGCCCUCAUCAAUUAAUAAUCUCACAGGGUUGAGAUAUUUGGACCUGAAAGAUUGCAAGGAACUCAAGAGUCUUCCAAGCUUCAUUCAUAUGAGAUCUCUCGCAGCCCUUAAUCUUUAUGGCUGCUCGAGUCUUGCGAUGUUUCCAGAGAUUUUAGAAGUUAUGGAUCAACUAAUAGGGCUUGAUUUAUCCGGAUCAAAAAUUAAAGAAUUGCCCUCGUCAAUUAAUUGUCUCACGGGAUUGAGAAUUUUGAUCCUAAAAGAUUGCAAAGAACUCAAGACUCUCCCAAGUAGCAUUUGUCAACUUCAAUCCCUAUAUUAUCUCUCUCUUUCUGGUUGUACAAAAUUUGAGGUGUUUCCAAACAUUGAAGAAAAUAUGGAAGAAUUAAGAGCGCUUCAUUUGGAUGGAACAUCUAUCAAAGAGCUUCCCCCCUCGAUUGAACGGCUUCAGCAGCUUGUGUUAUUAAAUCUGGGAAACUGCGAAAGCCUUGUGCAUCUUCCCGACACUUUCUGUAAUUUGGCGCGCCCUUUAGCUGCCAAUCUCAGUGGGUGCACAAAUCUUUCUCAAUUUCCCGUCGACUAUGAGGAUUUAGCACGCUUGUGGGAUUAUCAAGUAGAUAUUGGAAGGGGCGUGCUGAAUUUGACACGUAUAUUACUCUCCUAAACAUCAUCGGCAUCCACUACAGAGCUCCGCCUUGGCUAGGGUUCCUCUCCGCCCCAACCCCCCAAUUUCUAGAAACUGUGAAGAUAUUGCUAUGUCAUUUCCCAUUGCAAAUUUGGGUGAAAGCUGCUGGAAAGGGGUCGCAUGAAAAUUUCUCUUCUGGGAGUUAUGGAGGAGUUGGGGAGGAAGAUCAGAGUAUUCAGCAGCUGAGAUUCAAAGCUGCUUCGCUUUCUUUCUCAAGUGUUUCAUCAAGGAAGAAGAUGAAACCAAAUGAACCCAAUAUCCGGAUUCCGAAAUCUUCAUGACCUGUAGAAGAGGAAAGGCCAUUGAGAUUAUUCCUAGUGCAUGCUGAAACAGAAUCUCAACAAAACAUUACGCUGUUGAUUUAAUCAUCAACUAUAGUGUUGUGGCUUAGGAAGAUAUCAGAAUUUAUGUUUGGGAUGAGCUUCCUGCCAAAAGAGAGUGAAAUUAAGGAGAGGAUUAAGAAGACCAAGUAAAGAAGAGGCGUGGUUUUGCAAUCUAUGACUGCGACUGUGACAGCUUUGAGGUUCGUUUUGGCGUCAUCAUCCCCAUGUGAGCAAAUCCAUGCUCAGAAAUCAGAGAUGAGAGCCCCAAGACCGUUGCCUACACCACCGUCUCAGAAAACCUGAACCCAGAUCUCGCGAGAUUCAGGCUCCACACGAGCGGAUCCAAAGGCCAAACCUCCAAUCUUGGAGUCGACACGCCCAGAGGAGAAACAUUCACUGAUGUUGUUGGGAGCCCUUACUGUGUGGUGCCAGAAGUACUACGGAAGCACUAUGACGAUAAACCAUAUUGAGAGUGGAGGAAUCAACUUCUUUUGAGCUCAAUUUUUACCAACUUGGAAUUUAAGGGAGAUGUUUAAAUUAGAUGCAGAGUACAUGAUGUCCGUUUGUGGUGACAAUGGUUUACGAGAGAUUUCUUCACCGGGGAAAAGUGGCAGUAUUUUCUAUAUUUCUCAUGAUGAUAGAUUUUUCAUCAAGACUUUAAGAAAAACUGAACUGAAGGUUAUGCUGAAGAUGCUGCCUAGAUAUUAUAGCCAUGUAGACGAACAUGAAAACACUCUCAUCACAAAAAAAUUUGGGCUCCAUUGGAUAACGUUAAAAGGUGGAAAAAAGGAACGGUUUAUGGUCAUGGGGAAUAUGUUUUGCACUGAAUUACGAAUUCAUCGCCGUUAUGAUUUGAAGGGUUCAACUAUUGGAAGAUGUACAGACAAAGAUAAAAUUGAUGAGAAUACCACAUUGAAAGAUCUCGAUCUGAAAUUUGAAUUUCAUAUGGACAAACUGUUGCGAGGAG
Malus domestica (apple) is the source of this 5179-nucleotide messenger RNA. The record is from RefSeq and is a predicted model, not a curated record. NCBI's taxonomy places the organism in Eukaryota, Viridiplantae, Streptophyta, Magnoliopsida, Rosales, Rosaceae.